Linum trigynum is the source of this 1280-nucleotide messenger RNA. The record is from the annotation of a GenBank genome assembly. Lineage: Eukaryota; Viridiplantae; Streptophyta; Magnoliopsida; Malpighiales; Linaceae.
UUCGAUGUUUUUAUUUAGGGUAAAUCCCACGCUUCGUUUCUAGAUUUAUUAAAAAAUGUCAUUUUUAGUCACUAAAAAUAUUUAAUUCUAAUUAUAGUCACUCAAAUUUGUAACGGUCCACGUUUGCUCACUAUUCAUUAGUCUCCGUCCAACUCCGUUAAUGGAGUCCGUUAUGUGCUGACGUGGCAAACAAAAUUGCCAAAUCAGCGUAAUUUAACCCGGAAAUGAUGAAAUCCAACCCUCCACGUCACUUGAGCUCAGCCCAACCCAACCCUUAAACCCAAUCUAAACUUUGAACCCAACCCCCUCUUCCCUUCUCCAAUCUCUAACCCUCUUCUUCACUGACUUUUCCCUUUCUUGCUUCAAACCCUUCUACCCUGAUCCUCCUCACCACUUCUUCUCCCCACUCCUUCGUCCGGCGAAACAAAGCCCCAACAACACAUAGCUUCCUCUCCCCCACUCCUAACUCUAGACUCAAAUCCCCAUCGGGAUAGCUCCUCCAUGACGGGACGAACACCGAAAGUGCCAAUGUUGCCACCGCCCCAAUAUGGAAUCUCACCUCUGCUUUCGGUGGGGAAGAAGACGAAGAAGGCAAGUAGCUGGUGGGAUCAGGUGGAGCAAGUAUUUAGUGCUCUACCUGCUCACCAUUCUAAUAGUUUCCCACCCAGGGAAAUUUGCCCCCACUGUCGUGGACAGCGCCGGGGUCAUUAGCAGCGACCCACUGAUCGUCGAUUUGAAGUAUCGCAUAGCGAUAUCGAGGCAUGAAACAGAGAGCAAGUCCUUGGAGCUUCGGAAGAAUGAGUAAUUGAAAAGCCAUUCAAGGAAAAAGAAGGGGAUCUGAUUGUCGAGCAGCGCCAUGUCUCCGACAAUCGCAGCCUUGCCAGCUUUGGUUGAUUUUCUUGUUGGUUUUUCUCCACUUGUUGUUUCCUUGAGCAGAUGAUCCAGGGGCAACCAAGUUUCUUAACGCAACUAUCUCAGAAGACGUUCCGCUCAUUAGGAAUAAUUUGCCUCAACAUUCUCUCUUCGUGUAUACAUAUUUCCCACUUCCCGUCCAAGUUAGUUACUCGGGUAGCUAAUUUUGACCCAUUUCAGGGCUGGAUAAUGCGCUUGAAAAGCUAGUAGAGGAGCUGCCCGACAGGGAUUUGAGUCCAGAAGGAGUGGGGAAGCGGAAGCUAUAUGUUUCUCUAAGGGGCUGUGUUUCGGCGGAGGGAGUGAGGGAGAGAAAGCGAUGGGAAAGAUUGGGGAAGAAGGGUUAGAAUCAAGAAAGGGGAAAAGUCAGG